CCGGGUCCAGAGCCUCCUUCUCGACGUUGGAGAUGCUUGAGCCGGGGGCUCGGAGAAUAAGGUUCGGGAACAAGGGGUUCCUUGAGGUUGACGGGGUUGGCACCGUGGAACUGCGGUGUGAGACGCCGUCGGGAGAGCGGGUCAACCUUCUCCGCGAGGUGGCGGAUGUUCCCGGUGUCGCGGAAAAUCUUUGCUCGGUGAAGAAAGCCACCGCGGUAGGAGCCGCGGUUGUGUUUGUUGGGGAGAUGUGUGAAGUGUCCGUGGACGGAGAGAUCGUGCUUCGGGCGGAGGAAAACGUGGAGGGCAUGUCGGUUGUUUGCCAACCGAAGGCCACGUGGGAGGACACGUGCUUGCUCGUGAGGGAAGCCGAGAGCCCGGUGUUGUGGCACCGGAGGUUGGGGCACGCCGGAUACGAGAGCUUGGCCAAGAUGGUGGAGGGGGGGUCGGUCCGGGGUGUGGGGGUAAAAGCUGAGGCGUUUCGGGAGGAGAAGACCGUACUGUGCGAGCCUUGCAUCAUGGGGAAGCAUACCCGAACGCCGUUCCCCAAGGAGUCGGACUCUAAGGAGAGUACGGAGCCCCUCGAGCUAGUGCACAUGGACGUGUGCGGGCCCAUGCCAAUGACGGCAAAGGGGGGGAGUAGGUACUUGGCCACUUUCCUUGACGACUAUAGCAAGCUUUCGGUGGUGCAACCGAUGAAGCGGAAGAGCGACGUCACGGCGGUCACGGAGAGCGUGUUUGCCCGGUUGGAGUUGCAAUCCGGAAAGAAGGUCAAGUCGGUGCAAACGGACCGGGGUGGGGAGUACGUCAACGAGGGAAUGACGGCCCUCCUUGGCAAGAAAGGGACGGUGAAACGGACCACGGCGGGGCACUCUCCCGAACAAAAUGGCUCGGCGGAGCGGUUGAAUCGGACGCUCGAGGAAAGGGGGCGGGCUUUGCUAGAGGACGCCGGAUUGGACCCGGAGUUGUGGGCGGAAGCGAUGGUUACCGCUAACUACACGCGGAACCGGGUGCCCUCGAGCGUGCACGGCAAGACCCCGUGGGAGAA
Klebsormidium nitens is the source of this 1045-nucleotide messenger RNA. The record is from the annotation of a GenBank genome assembly. Lineage: Eukaryota; Viridiplantae; Streptophyta; Klebsormidiophyceae; Klebsormidiales; Klebsormidiaceae.